AUGGAUAAUUCAAUAUCAAGUUUUGUUUUAUCUAAUUCUAUUUGCACUUAAGUAGAAUAGCCUUUCACAAAAAUAAAACAAACGUCUGAAUUAGAUUAGUUAAAAGGAGAUAAUGAUUCAAUAAUUGCAGGAUCAUUUGCAAAAAACUCUUCUUAUUUGCACAAAGAGAGCUUAAAUAAUUGUUUGGUCAAUAUGUCUACACUUUAAUAAUAAUGUAGUCUUACUAAAAUAGUUCAAAGUGAAAGAAUUAUAGAAUAAGGGAUUCAAAUAAGCAGCUUAGCAGAUCAUAUAAUUUAGUAAAAAGAGAUGAAAUAAUUUGAUAAUAACAUAUUAGAGAAUUAAUCAGCUGCUGAAGAUGAUGAGUUUGAAAUUCAGGAAGACAAGUACGAUUAGACAUUUUGA
Messenger RNA from Tetrahymena thermophila SB210, 402 nucleotides. Its product is annotated as cation channel family protein. The transcript is spliced from 2 exons. Lineage: Eukaryota; Ciliophora; Oligohymenophorea; Hymenostomatida; Tetrahymenidae. The record is from RefSeq and is a predicted model, not a curated record.